Messenger RNA from Rhododendron vialii, 2747 nucleotides. RefSeq lists its product as uncharacterized. Lineage: Eukaryota; Viridiplantae; Streptophyta; Magnoliopsida; Ericales; Ericaceae. The transcript has 5 exons. The record is from RefSeq and is a predicted model, not a curated record. The coding region runs from base 270 to 2570 and encodes 766 amino acids.
AUGGAAAUGAUAUUUCAAUAUCAUUUUUUCGAAUUCCAUUCCAUCCUCAAUUCAAUUCCAUCGAAACCAAACAUACCGAAGUGUUUUUAGCAUAAUUGAGGGUGUACUAAGCCAAAUAUAGUUCGCAUUCCGAAGCUCCCUAAAACUUAGGGCAAAAAAUAAACCAAAUCUAUUUCCACCCGCACUCACGUCUCGCCAAAUUAACCCCCUCCACAACGCAGCUCUCUGUUUCCCAGAGACAGCGUUAGAGAGAGAAAGAGAGAGAAACAAUGACGUCAUCACCACCGCCCCCACCAACAAUGGAGUCUCUGAUUCUCCAACUCCACGACAUCUCCGCCGUCACCUCCUCCGCCACCUCCUCCGCCACCACCUCCCCAGUUCACAUCGACCUCCGCCACGUCAUCUCCCUCCCCUCCCUCCUCCGCCAAAUCUGCCAAACCCUAAUCUCCCAAACCCUAACCAGCACCUCCUUCGACCUCCUCGCGGCCCUCCCCCAGUCCUCCUUCCCCCUCGCCACCUGCCUGUCCACCUCCCUCGACGCCCCCAUGCUCGUCCCGCGCGCCGCCAACACCUUCGACGGCGUCUUCGCCGCCGGCCAGACCUGCCUCGUGGUCGACAACUUCGUCACGAGCGGGGACGAGGUUAUCGAGGCGGCGGCGGCGGCGAGGGCGGCGGGGAUGAAGGUGGUCGACGCGGUGGCGGUGGUGGACGGGGAGAUAGGGGGGAGGGAGAGGCUCGCCGAGGAAGGGAUCGAGUUGCACGCGAUGGUGAAGGUGAGCGAGGUGGUUAGGGUUUUGAAGGAGAACGGGAGAGUGUCCGAGGAGGUGGAGAGAGCGGUGGCGGAGUUCCUUCGGGAGAAUCAUAAUCGGAGGGAGGUUGUUGACGCUGAAGUUGUUGAAGCUGCCGAUGCAUUGCUGGAUGUUGGUGACAAGGUGGAGUCUCAUGGAGAUGGAUGUUACACCGUUCUUUUUCCCGAAAGGUCCAACCUUGAAGAUGAACAUAACAUGGAAUAUUCAAAUCACGGGGAUCAAUCAUCACAACUCGCCCAAAAAGCAAGGUCAACAACCAAAAAAUCACAACGAGGUGGCAACUUCAUGAUAGAAGAAGACAUUCUGCUAGUAUCGGCAUGGCUUAACAUCAGCUUAGAUCCAGUGCAAGGGAAUGAGCAAAAACACAAGACGUACUGGUUAAGAGUGUGGGAGUACUUCCAUGAGCACAAGAACUUCAAAUCUGAACGUAAUCAAAAUUCUUUAAUGAAUCGGUGGUCGACAAUUCAAAUUGCCACGAAUAAGUUCUGUGCAUGCUUUGCCCAAAUUGAAUUGAGGCAUCAUACUGGUGUGCCUGCUAAAGACCAGGUUACUCGUGCAAAAAUGAAGUACCGUGAAUUGUAUGGAUCCUCAUUUCAAUUUGAACAUUGCUGGAAUGAGUUGAGGGACCAGCCAAAAUGGUUGGAAGAUAGUAAAAAAAAGAAGCCAAGAAGGAAUAGAUCUGCAACUCCGCACACCUCUUCUCCUUCUACUCCAGAUAUGAUAAAUGUGGGGGAUGUUGAUGCCUCACAUGAUACCAUUUUAGAUGCAGAGAGACCACCGAGCUACAAGGUUGAUUCUCAAGGAGAUGUAUGCGACACCAACCCUUUUCCUGAAAGUUCCAACCAUGAAGAUGAACAUAGGAUGGAAUAUUCAAGUCAUGGGGAUCAAUCAGCACAAUUCUCCCAAAAAGAGAGCUCAACAACCAGUAGAACACAACGAGGUAGCAACUUCACGUUAGAAGAGGACAUUCUCCUUGUAUCGGCAUGGCUUAACAUCAACUUAGAUGCAAUACAAGGGAAUGAGCAAAAACACAAGACGUACUGGUUAAGAGUUUGGGAAUACUUCCAUGAGCACAAGAACUUCAUUUCUGAACGUAGUGAAACUUCUUUAAUGCAUCGUUGGUCGACAAUUCAACUUGCCACGAAUAAGUUCUGUGCAUGCUUUGCCCAAAUUGAAUCCAGGCAUCAUAGUGGUGUGCCUGAUAAAGACCAGGUUUUUCAGGCGAAAGUUAAGUACCGUGAAUUGUAUGGAUCCUCAUUUCCAUUUGAACAUUGCUGGAAUGAGUUGAGGGACCAGCCAAAAUGGAAGGAGGAUGGUAAAAAAAGAAAUAAGCCAAAACGGAAUAGAUGUGCAUUUCCACACACCUCUUCUCCUUCUACUCCAGAUUUGAUAAAUGUAGGGGAUGUUGAUGCCUCACACGAUGCCAUUUUAGAUGCGGAGAGACAACCAAGAGACAAGGUUGAAGCAGAUCUGUCAAAUAAACAAAGUAGCCAAGACCGGGAAAAUGGUUGUACAAGUUCACCUCUUGCAAUGUUAAUACAUGAUUCGAAGGAAGAUGAGCAGAAAACAAAUGAGAAGAAAAUGGACAAAUUUGAGAAAACAUAUCUUCAAGAGCAAGAGAGGCUUGCACUGGAGCAACAGAGGCUUACACUAGAACAAUUAAAAGAGGAGGAGAGAAUAAUGUUGAUGGAUACAACUGGAAUGCCUCCACAUCAAGCAGAAUAUUUUCGUCGCCGGCAGAUGAAAAUCCUUGGAAAAUAAUAUUUCAAUGUUCCUGAUUAGUCUUUGUAGGAUGGUUUUGUAAAAGAUAAGUUCCCAUACAAUUUGAAGGUGGACUUUGUAAAUUAAUUAAGGCCCUUGUAACCAGUAUUGUUCAUUGAUGUUUUGGUAACUGAUUUGCAACUGGUUUUUGCACAAUCCACUUUUGUUUUUGCUUCA